Messenger RNA from Colius striatus (speckled mousebird), 3925 nucleotides. It is a transcript of the gene TIMELESS, whose product is annotated as timeless circadian regulator. Gene Ontology annotation, biological process: DNA repair; DNA replication checkpoint signaling; replication fork arrest. Lineage: Eukaryota; Metazoa; Chordata; Aves; Coliiformes; Coliidae. Gene Ontology annotation, molecular function: DNA binding. The transcript is spliced from 30 exons. The record is from RefSeq and is a predicted model, not a curated record. The coding region runs from base 101 to 3691 and encodes 1196 amino acids. Gene Ontology annotation, cellular component: replication fork protection complex.
CUGGGGCGGUUGUGUAACGCCGCCUCCGCGCCGCUGCCCCGGGACGGGCGACGAGACGGGGCCGGCGAAGGUCCCCGGUUGGCAGCGCCCGCCGCGCUGCAUGGACUGGUACAUGAUGAACUGCGAGCUCCUGGCGACCUGCAGCGCUCUGGGCUACCUGGAAGGAGACGUUUACCACCGGGAACCCGACUGCCUGGAGAGCGUGAAGGACCUGAUCCGGUACCUGAGACACGAGGAUGAGACCCGGGACGUCCGGCAGCAGCUGGGGGCGGCUCAGAUCCUGCAGAACGACCUCCUGCCCCUCCUGGUGCAGCACUCGCAGGACAAAGGGCUCUUCGAUGCCAUCGUCAGGCUGAUGGUGAACCUGACCCAGCCGGCGCUGCUGUGCUUCGGCAAAGUGCCGGCAGAUGCCACCUCCAGGCACCACUUUCUCCAGGUCCUGUCCUACCUCCAGGCCUACAAAGAGGCCUUUGCCAGUGAGAAGGUUUUCGGGGUGCUCAGUGAGAAGCUCUAUGACCUCUUGCAGCUGGACUGGGAGCAGCGGCAGGAGGAGGACACGCUGCUCAUCGAGAGGAUCCUGCUGCUGGUGCGCAACGUGCUGCACGUGCCCCCAGACCCCUCAGAGGAGCAGGGUGUGGAUGGUGAUGCCAGCGCCCACGACCGCGUGCUGUGGGCUCUGCACAUCAGUGGCAUGGAUGACCUGCUCAAGUUCCUGGCCAGUGCCCAGGCAGAGCAGCAAUGGGCCCUGCACGUCCUGGAGAUCAUCUCCCUCAUGUUCCGUGACCAGAGCCCCGAGGAGCUGGCGGUGCUGGGGCAGGGCCAGGAGGGUGCUGAGCACAGGGAGGACACGCGGGAGCUGCAGGCGCUGCGGCACAGGGAGGUGGCGGAGAAGAGGGCUCGGGCACUGCAGCGCCCGUCCAGACACUCCCGUUUCGGCGGCUCCUACGUCCUGCAGGGGCUGCGGGCGCUCGGGGACCGCGACGUCGUGUUCCACAGAGGCCUCCACCAGCUGAAGAGCUACAGCCAUGACCUGGGGAAGGAAGCGCGGCGGGUGCCGCGGCGGCGCCAGGCGGCUGCUGAGGCCGGACCCUCGCGGCGCUCUGCCCGCAACGUGCGGCUCUUCCUCUGCCAGUUCUGCCAGGACUUCUUGGAGAGCUGCUACAACCGCCUCAUGCUGCUGGUCAAGGAUCAACUGGUGAGGGAGAAGGCUCAGCAGCACGAUGAGACUUAUUACCUGUGGGCCACAGCCUUCUUCAUGGCCUUCAACCGGUGCCGGGGCUUCCGUCCCGAGCUGGUGUCGGAGACGGUGGGUGUCCGCGCCUUCCACUUCAUGGAGCAGAACCUCACGGCUUACUACGAGAUGGCACUGAUGGAUAAGAAGGAAGCAGCCACCUGGGCACGAAGGAUGCAUUUGGCCCUGAAGGCGUACCAGGAGCUGCUGCGGACGGUGCAGGAGAUGGAUCGGCACCCGGAGCAGGCUGUGAGGGACAGCAGCCAGGUCAUCAAGAGCAACAUCUUCUACCUGAUGGAGUACAGGGAGCUUUUCCUGGCGCUGUUCCGGCGGUUCGACGAGGCGAAGCAGCCGCGCGGGUUCCUGCGGGACCUGGUGGAAACGGCGCAUCUGUUCCUGCGCAUGCUGGAGCGCUUCUGCCGCGCCCGCCGAGGCCUCGUCGUGCAGAGCAAACGUGUGAAGAGGAAGAAGAAGAAGCCACCAGCAGCUGCAGCUCUGACCCAGCAGCCCCUCAGCACCGCAGAGCUGGAGGAGCUGUGGGCAGGAUUGACCCCACAGCUCCAGGGCUGCCUGCAGGGAGACAUCCCCCUUCCUGAGGACGUGGUGCCUUUCGACGCAGCCUCGGAGACGCCGGUGGAGGAGCAACGAGCUGAGGCCGUGCUGCAGAUCCAGCGCUGCCUCCGGGGCUCCCACGGCCCCCAGGCCCUGAGCCUGCUGCGCUCUGCCCGGGAUGUGUGGCCUGAAGGGGAUGUGUUUGGGCCCCCUGACGUGGGACCGUCCCAGGAGAUGCAGCUGCUGAGGGAGAUUCUCUUGGCUCCUCUGCCCCGGCACGAGCCACCCGAGGCUGAGGAGCAGGAGGAAGAUGAGGAGGAGGAUGAGGAAGAGGAAGAACAGACUGUGCAGGUGUCAGAGAAGGAGUUCAACUUCCUCGACUACCUGAGACGGUUUGCCUGUGCCCCCGUGGUGCGGGCGCUGGUGCUGCUGCUCCGCGGCUACUCCCGCAACAGCCCCCGCACCAACCACUGCGCGGCGCGGCUGCUGCACCGCCUGGCCCGGGACCUGCGCAUGGAGGGGCUCCUCUUCCAGCUCUCCCUCUUCUCCCUCUUCCAUCGCCUCCUCAACGACCCUGCUGCAGCUGCACACCAGGAGCUGGUGGCUUUGGCUAAAUUCAUCCUGGGCAAGUUCUUUGCUCUGGCAGCCACCAACAAGAAAGCUUUUGUGGAGCUGCUCUUCUGGAAGAGCCCAGCAGCUGCCACCGAGAUGAUCAAGGGCUACAGCUCGAUGCAGGAUGAGGAGGGCCCUGCCAGGAGCCGUGUUGCCCCCUGGACCCCUCAGGAGGAACAGGAGCUGCGGGAGCUCUACUGGAAGUACAAGGAGGUGGAAGGGGAGGAUGUCAUCGCUGCCAUCCUGCCCCAUCUCCCGGCGCCGGGGCGCACACGCAGGCAGGUGGUGAAGCAGCUGGUGAGGAUGGGCCUGGCCAGCAGUGCCAAAGACUUCCCACGGCAGAGGAAGGGCACCAACCUGGUGCUGUGGACUCCGGAGCAGGAGGAGGAGCUGACACGGCUCUUUGAGGAGUUCCAAGGCUCUGAGGACGUCCUGGGGAGCAUCAUGAAGCACCUGACGGCGCGGCGGUCGCGGGCUCGUGUGGUGGAGAAGCUGCUGGGGCUGGGGCUGGUGGCAGAGCGCAAGGAGCUCUACAAGAAACGCAAGAGGAAGAGCCACAGCCCUGGGAUGGCUGCAGCGGGUGCCCCAGCAGUGCCAGCCCAGGACAGCUCAGCAGAGGACAGUGAGGAGGAGGAAGAUGAGGAGGAGGAUGAGGAGAAUGAAGAGGAGGAAGGUCCCAUGGAGGAGCAGUGGGCAUCUGAGGAAGGGACUGGCCAGGGCCUGGCUCAACGCCUUCAUCAGGAAGGCCUGGCUGGGCCCCUGCACUGGCUGCAGAACUGCCUGAGGAGGACAGCCCAGGACCGUGAGGAAGACGGCAUCUCCCACCCGGUGCCGUUGGUGCCGCUGUCGGAGGAGAACGAGGAUGCCAUGGAGCACCGGCGCUUCCGCGCCCUGCUGCGGCAGCUGGGGCUGCGGCCCCCUGCCAACGAGCAGGAAUCCUUCUGGCGCAUCCCGGCUGCCCUGAGCCCGCAGCAGCUCCGUCGCGCCGCUGCAGCCAUCGCCCAGCGUGGCCCUGACCCUGCAGCAUCCUCCCAGGACACUGCUCCAGCUGAGCAGCCACCACCAGCACUGGGCUCAGACUCAGAGAGUGAGGACACUGGCCCUGGCCCCGGCCCCAGCCCGGUGCAGUCAGGUCCCAAGAGACGACGGGAGCUUGACAGUGAGGAUGAGGAUGGCUCAGCCACAGAGAUGCCCCCCACAGCCCCCCCCUUGCAGGAGGAUGAGGAUGAGGAUCCCCAGCCCCGAGGGCGGCGGAAGCGCAUCCGCUGCCUGGAGGAGGAGGAGGAGGAAGGUUGAGGGUCUCAUCCUGUACCCUGGGCUGUUUUCUGGCCGUGCUGGAGGUUGUGAAGCUGUUUUGAAGGGUGCUGGGACCAUAGGUGCUGUCUCUCCCCACCCCCUUUGUUUGCCCUGGUGUUUCCAUGUCCCUGCUUUACCCCCAACUCCCUCAGUUCCUUUUCUUUGGGGGUUUUAUUUCUUAACACCUUUUAACUCUGGAAAGAAACCGACUCAAUAAACAGAGCUCUGAGCCUG